Molecule: messenger RNA, 858 nt
Organism: Zasmidium cellare ATCC 36951
Lineage: Eukaryota; Fungi; Ascomycota; Dothideomycetes; Mycosphaerellales; Mycosphaerellaceae
Exons: 1
Coding region: 1-858 (285 amino acids)
Biological process (GO): allantoin catabolic process
Molecular function (GO): ureidoglycolate lyase activity; ureidoglycolate hydrolase activity
Source: RefSeq, a predicted model, not a curated record
AUGACUCUGAGCGGGGAACGAGCGCAGAGCUCUACCUCGAGCCGAAUCAUCCGCGUUUCAAGUUCUCUUAAUCCGAUUGAUUUUGCGCCUUUUGGGGAGGUGGUUGAGAAUCCGGAGACGCAUGGAGGGAGAGGGAAGGUGCAGAAGGUCGAGGCUAAUCAGGGUUCGGCGACGAAGUGGCUUGAUGUCAGCCAUUUGGAGAACUGGUACACUCUGGCGCCUUCGAGGAAGGCGGCGAAGUCGGUUAUGAAUAUGUUUGUGUGCAAGCCGAGGAAGCUGGAGGUGAAAGAUGGGAGAGAGGUGUUUCCUGUCAAGAUCCUCGAGAGACACCCGUUCACGCCACAGACGUUCAUUCCAAUGGGAGUGAGUCCUGAAGACAAAGACGUGAGAUACCUGGUCAUCGUUGCACCGACGCUGAAGACAACGAAGAGAGAUAGCGAAGAUCUCAAAAAGCCAUACCCAGCCGAGAAGCCAAAACCGAACCGAAAGUCGCUCAAGGAAAGACUACUUGGAGCGAGGCCAAACCCCUUUACGAACGACUUCGAGGCGACCACCACUCCUUCCAUGUUGAGCCUAGGCCCAGGUAGACGACCAAGAGGACCAGGUGGACCGGACCUGGACAACAUCCAGGCCUUCAUUGCGAGAGGAGAUCAAGCUGUGACUUAUGGACCUGGAACAUGGCACGCUCCGAUGGUUGUGCUGGGCGAUAAAGCGAUUGCCUUUGUCGUUGUCCAGUACGCGAAUGGUGUAGGGGUUGAGGACUGCCAGGAAGUGGACAUCAGAGGAGACUUGAGCGUCGACAUUGAUGAGAGCGGGAUCAAAGCCAGCGCACCUGGGAUCAUGCGAGCCAAACUUUAG